This is a messenger RNA of Eimeria mitis, 996 nucleotides long. Its product is annotated as replication protein A2, putative. The transcript is spliced from 9 exons. The coding region runs from base 1 to 996 and encodes 331 amino acids. The record is from RefSeq and is a predicted model, not a curated record. Lineage: Eukaryota; Apicomplexa; Conoidasida; Eucoccidiorida; Eimeriidae.
AUGAGCUUCGCCGGGCUCAGCGGCUUCGACGGCUCCAGCGCUCCUCCCUAUGGCCAGGGGGCCCCCGCACAAGGAUCCCUGGGGGCCCCAGGAGAUCCGGGGGCCUCAGGGGCCCCUGGUGAAGUACGAGGUGUGGCGGACUUCUUCGGUGGUGGAGCGGCUCCUGGAUUUGGAGGAGGCAAGCAACGCAGCGCGCAACCGCAGCUUUUUAUAUUUGCACCACAAGGAUCCCUGGGGGCCCCAGGAGAUCCAGGGGCCUCAGGGGCCCCUGGUGAAGUACGAGAAGAUUAUUUUGGAGGCGGGGGUUUUCUGCAAACCGGAAACUUUCUCACGCAGGCGCAGCAGCCCUCUGGGCCUCAACUGUCUUUGAUCCCUGUGAAGAUCGCACAUGUCUAUAAGGCCUGGAUGCAGGACCCCAGCUCGCUGCAAGUGUCUUACUUCCCUUCUGCACAUGUAUAUAAGGCCUGGAUGCAGGACCCCAGCUCGCUGCAAGUGUCUUACUUCCCUUCUGGUCCCCUUCUGCACCUGGUGAAGCUCAUCGGGGUGGUGGAUGUUCCGUCUAGGGAGGCACUCGAAGCGGCUUUGCAAAGCGCGCGGAUUCAGUUUACCCUUGAUGACUUCACUGGAAGGAUCGAAUGCGAAUAUACAGUUGGAGAUGAACUGACCGAGUAUCGUCAAAAUCAAAUCCUUGAUGCCUUGUGUUGCGGGGGCCUAGUUACAAUUUUCGGUUCUAUCAAUCUGCUGGGCAAAAGCGAGCCUUCGCUCCGAGUGCAUGCAAUAAGGCAGACGCAAACGGCAGCGGACCUCAUCUACCACGAAUCUGCAUGCCAAGCUGCAUAUCUGCGCCUCAAAUACCCAAAUGAAGAGCUAGACAAUGCCGCGGCAGCGGGUCAGCAGCAACCCCUGCAGCAGCAGCAACAAGCACAACCCUUCGGAGUUCCGCAGCGAAUUCAGGGGGCCUCACACUCUGCCCAGGCAGCUUUCCCAUUUGGCUAA